AUGGCUUCUAUAUUGGUUCUCAUUCUAACCACCAUUCUAAGCUUCACUUUAGCCAAUGCUGCUGAACUCGAAACCUACAUUGUCCAUUUAGACACACCCAUUGGCCAACACUUCUUUAAAAAACAAGAUCGUGAAAACUGGUACCACGCAUAUUUACCACAGACCACUAGUGGUGCAAAUGAGGAACCAGCUACCUUGGUGUUUGCAUAUCAUAACGUGCUAAACGGGUUCGCAGCGAGGCUAUCCGCGGAGCAUGUGAAGGCAAUGGAAAGUAUGGAGGGGUUUUUAUUCGCAAGGCCUCAAAGAAUGUACUCGACUCAAACGACUCAUACUCCCAACUUCUUGGGGCUGCACCAGAAUAAAGGUUUCUGGAGGGGUUCGAACUAUGGAAAGGGGGUUGUAAUCGGGGUUCUAGACACUGGAACGACUCCAAGCCAUCCUUCUUUCAAUGACAAAGGAGUCCCUCCACCGCCCGCGAAAUGGAAAGGGAAAUGUGAAGUUGAAGGGUGCAACAAUAAACUGAUCGGGUUGCGGGAUCUUACGACGGGUGGAAAGGAUACAUGGUUUGAUGAAAAUGGACAUGGUACUCACACCUCGAGCACCGCGGCUGGAAAUUUUGUUAAUAAAGCGAGUGUGUCUGGAAACGCGAAAGGGACAGCAGCUGGGAUUGCGCCGCUUGCUCAUGUAGCCGUGUAUAAAGUAUGUACGGAUGUGAAAUGUCCGGAGAGUGCGAUUAUAGCAGGACUGGAUGUGGCAGUUGAAGAUGGUGUAGAUGUGCUUUCAUUAUCGCUAGGAAUAGAUUCGGUUCCAUUGUAUCAGGAUGGUAUUGCGAUAGGUGCGUUUACGGCUAUACAGAAAGGUAUAUUUGUAGCUUGUGCUGCGGGUAAUUCGGGUCCUUCGAACUCUACCCUGUCGAACGAGGCUCCAUGGAUUCUUACAGUCGGGGCUAGUACGAUUGAUAGGAAAAUAGUUGGAUCGGUAUCUCUUGGAAACAAGGAUGUGUUAGAUGGACAAUCGUUAUUCCAACCUAAAGAUUUCCCUCAAACAUACCUGCCAUUGGUGUAUGAUCCAAACAUAUCGUUGUGUUUACACGGAUCAUUGGACCAUAUCGAUGUGAAAGGGAAGGUGGUAGUGUGUGAUAGAGGUGUUCUAUCAAGAAUUGGGAAAGGUAGAGUGGUAAAGAAGGCUGGAGGGGCUGCGAUGAUUCUUAUGAACCAAGCAUUAGAUGGUGAUACUACUGAUGCGGAUUCUCACGUUCUUCCCGCGUCACAUGUCAGUUUCAAAGAUGGAGUGGCGAUUAAGACGUAUAUUAACACAACCGUGUCUCCAAAGGCCACUUUGAAAUUCCGAGGGACUGUAAUCGGAGUAGAUUCAGCUCCUGCAGUGGCUUCUUUCUCGUCUAGGGGGCCAAGCUUGCGAAGCCCGGGAAUCUUGAAACCGGAUAUUAUUGGCCCGGGCGUUAGCGUGCUAGCAGCAUGGCCUGAUUUUGUUAAAAACAACACAAAAAUAAGCUCUACAUUUACUAUGAUAUCUGGUACUUCUAUGUCUUGCCCGCAUUUGGCAGGCAUAGCAGCAUUGUUGAAAGUUGCUCACCCAAAUUGGUCACCUGCGGCUAUCAAAUCCGCAAUCAUGACAACAGCCGAUCAAGUUAGCCUAAACGGUAAUCCUAUUGAGGAUGAAAGAGGGUUUCGUGCGGACAUAUUUGCUAUAGGUUCGGGCCAUGUAAAUCCAUCAAAAGCUAAUGAUCCGGGGCUAGUUUAUGACAUUGAGGCAGAUGAUUACAUUCCUUAUUUGUGCGUGCUUGGCUUCACAAGGCAACAAGUUGGAAUUAUCGUAAAAAAAAUGGUUUCGUGUUCGAAAACCAUUCCCCAAGGACAACUGAACUAUCCUUCCUUUGCAAUGACAUUAGCAAGAGGAGAAAACAAAACAUACACAAGGACGGUGACAAACGUCGGCAAGGCUAAAUCUACUUAUACUAUAUCGAUGCAGGAUAUCGAUGUUCCAAAGGGCAUAGUUGUCGUCGUUCACAAUCGUACUUUGAAAUUUACCAAAAUGAACCAGAAGUUAACGUAUGGACUAACGUUUAGACGUUCUAGUAGCAUGAAUAUUAAUCUUCCUUAUGGCGAAGGAGCGAUGGCUUGGCGUUCAGGUAAAUACUUUGUUAGAACCCCUUUUGCUAUCAAGUUCGUUUAAGAGAUGAUGGCGAUCUUUGUUUUCCUGCAUACGUUUGCGGCCUGCAUGGUUUCGAUAGUAAUUGAUCUUUAGCUUCUUUUGUAACGUUAUAACAGGAUUGCAUUAUCCU
Molecule: messenger RNA, 2302 nt
Organism: Helianthus annuus (common sunflower)
Lineage: Eukaryota; Viridiplantae; Streptophyta; Magnoliopsida; Asterales; Asteraceae
Product: subtilisin-like protease
Exons: 1
Coding region: 1-2193 (730 amino acids)
Biological process (GO): proteolysis
Molecular function (GO): serine-type endopeptidase activity
Source: RefSeq, a predicted model, not a curated record